Molecule: messenger RNA, 270 nt
Organism: Saprolegnia diclina VS20
Lineage: Eukaryota; Oomycota; Saprolegniomycetes; Saprolegniales; Saprolegniaceae
Product: 60S ribosomal protein L30
Exons: 2
Coding region: 1-270 (89 amino acids)
Cellular component (GO): cytosolic large ribosomal subunit
Molecular function (GO): RNA binding; structural constituent of ribosome
Source: RefSeq, a predicted model, not a curated record
AUGCGCUCGGGCAAGGUCGCCCUUGGCUACAAGGAGACGUUGAAGAACCUCCGCAACGGCAAGGCCAAGCUUGUCAUCCUCUCGAGCAACACGCCGCCGCUCCGCAAGUCGGAGGUCGAGUACUACUCGAUGCUUGCCAAGACGGGUGUCCACCACUUCGCCGGUAACAACAACGACCUCGGUACGGCUUGCGGCAAGUACUUCCGCGUCUCGUGCAUGUGCAUCAUCGACGCUGGUGACUCGGACAUCCUCCGCUCGUCGACCGACUAA